Molecule: messenger RNA, 1812 nt
Organism: Coccidioides immitis RS
Lineage: Eukaryota; Fungi; Ascomycota; Eurotiomycetes; Onygenales; Onygenaceae
Product: Ser/Thr protein phosphatase
Exons: 2
Coding region: 1-1812 (603 amino acids)
Biological process (GO): nucleotide catabolic process
Cellular component (GO): cytosol
Molecular function (GO): hydrolase activity
Source: RefSeq, a predicted model, not a curated record
AUGCUUAAAUCCCUUACCGCUGUGCUUGUGGGGCUUGCUGGGUCCGUCCUCGGGACCCAGCCGAACGCACCAGAUCCCAUUCCCGCACCCUUGCGAAACCUGACAUGGGGCCAGUUGAACUUCCUUCACACGACAGAUACUCAUGGCUGGCUAGCAGGGCAUUUGAAUGAGGCUCAAUACGGUGCAGACUGGGGAGACUAUGUGUCGUUCGCGGCCCAUAUGCGGAAGAAGGCCGAGGCGGCCGGAACAGACCUCCUACUUAUUGAUACAGGAGAUAGAAUAGAAGGAAAUGGGUUGUAUGACGCGUCAGACCCGAAGGGGCGAUAUACUGCAGAUAUAUUCAAGUCUCAAGACAUUGACGUUCUGUGUUCUGGGAACCACGAACUCUACAAACGACAGUCCUCCGAGGACGAAUAUUUCAUCACCGUUCCCAAUUUUAAAGGACACUACAUCUCCUCAAAUAUCGACAUAAUUGAUCCAAGGACUGGUGAUAUUGUACCAUUGGCUCCCAGGUUCAAGAAGUUCACCACACAAAUGCAAGGAAUCCGAAUUGUAGCAUUUGGAUUCCUUUUCAAUUUCAAAGAUAAUUUUAACAAUACCGUUGUGCAGCCUGUGGAAGAGACUGUCAAACAGGAAUGGUUCCAUGAAGCCAUCCAGGAUAAAGAGGUAGAUCUCUUUCUAGUCAUCGGACAUGUCCCCGUUCAGUCAAAGGAAUAUGACACCAUUUUCAAAGCAAUUCGAGGUGCUAACUGGGAUGUACCAAUUCAAUUUUUCGGAGGACACUUCCACAUUCGAGAUUAUGUCAAAUACGAUGAAAAAUCAUACGGCUUAGCGAGUGGUCGCUUCAUGGAAACAAUCGGCUUCAUGUCAAUCAGCGGUCUCUCGGCUGGAGGCAAAAGGUCUUCUGAAUCUUUAUCAUUCAACCGAAGAUAUAUAGAUAACAAUCUUUGGUCAUUCCACUAUCACUCGAGCCAUAACGAAACGACUUUUCCCACGGAAAAGGGAAAUGCCGUCUCUGAAAUGAUCUUGAAAGCCCGCCGUGCUCUCAACCUUGACAGGAUCUACGGCUGCAGCCCCGAAAAUCUGUGGAUGUCUCGAGCUAAGUAUCCUUCGCAAAGCAGUAUAUACACAUGGCUAGAGGAGAAAGUACUCCCGGACACUCUCCGUGGCGACAGACCAGCAAUGGCCAUUCUGAACACUGGAGCCAUUCGGUUCGACUUGUUUAAGGGGAGAGUCACCGAAGAGUCAGCCUACAACCUAUCACCUUUUACGGGGGGUUUUCGCUUCACCAAAAAUGUGCCUUAUGACAAAUCUAUCAAAAUCUUAGAAGUCUUGAAUAAGGCACCGCGCAUUUUCUCUCAACAACCAGGCGUUCCAUCCUCAGCUUUACUCGUUUCACCUGAACAAUUGGCUACUUCCGGUGACAUUAAAAGUCCAUUACGACAUAAUCAGGUCCCUUUUGAAGUUUCAGACUUUUCAUCUCAUGAAAUGGAUUUAAUACCCGGUUACACAACUCAGGACGCCGCCGGAAAUGAUGGAGACGACACAAUACACUCUCCAAUAUGUUUCUACCGCUUGCCGAAUUGUAUACAAGCGUUCAUUCCCGUGGUAAAGGAAGAGAAGCGUACUGUGAAGCCCGAUACCGUGGAUCUAGUAUACUUGGAGUUCAUCGAGCCGUUUAUCGAUGUAGCAGCCAAAUUUGUCGGGUUGGAUUUUGAUGUCAAGAGGGACACGGCGGAAUACAAACCUGGCUCGAGCCUAAGAUCGAUUAUUGUUGACUGGGUCGAGCACAAUUGGAAGUGUGAAGGAUGA